UGAAAACGAGGAUGAACGGAUGUGGGCCUAAAAAGAUUUUUAAAAGUCAGAAAGGCAAAGUGUUGCAAUGGUUUUCUUACAUCUGAGGGACUCCAGAACGAAAACAAGAGUGCGGUUAGAAAAUUUCGACUUAUCGGAAAAUGUUGAAGUGCUGAGAAAAAGGGCAUCAGAAAUCACAGGACUGGAUGUAAACGAACAACAUAUGGUGUACUGUGGAAGAACAUUAGAGGACCAAAGGACAAUAUCCUCUUAUGGUUUAACUGAGGGCGUUACCAUAUAUAUUUUUCCAAAAAAUUUGAAGACACAGUCUGAAUCAAAUGAGAAAGAAACUGAAGAUGUGAAACCAACACAAUUAACAGAACUUUUAGAAAAAGCAAUGGAUAGUCCUCUUUACAAAGCCUCUGUUAAACGUGUUUUGCAAGAUCCAGAUGCCAUUGAACAACUCAUUGCUGCAACACCAGCUCUUAAGAAGGAUCCUGUUGCACUUUCACUGCUACGAGAUCCUGAGCUUUUGUUGCAAGUUGCAGAAACAGCAAAUGUGGCAAAAAUUGUUGAGCAGCACCCAGCUUUGGCACAAGCUGCAGGUCACAUCAUUGCAGCUGUAACCGAAGAUGUCAUGCCACUACCAAUUGAUAACUUAAACGAUGAGGAAGUUCGUUUGCAAGAAUUCGAGAGGGCAGUUGCUCGGGAGAUGAAUGCUUUCCGGGAUAUAAACACUUUACCAAACGAGGCCCAACAAAGGCAGACAGCACAGCAACAUCAAAUAUCAGCUGCGCAGCUUGCUAGGGCCCUUUCGCAAGCUGGGGUUUCUGGGGCUAUUUCAGGUCCUCAACCUACCCAACAAUCUCAACCUCCACCAGCAGUUUCUUCUCCUCAAGUUGUCCCCCCUCCACAAGCAGUCCCCCCUUCGCAAGCUGCUACCCCCUUGCAGGCGGCCCCCCCUCCACGAGUGGUUUCUCCUGGCCAGACGGCAAUCACGGCUGACUUCUUCAGCCAGGCCAUUGCAUCCGCAUUAGCAUCUCAAACACCAACGAACCAAGCGACUGCUGGCGACACACAGCACGAAGCUGCGCUCCAACAGAUGCGCGAUGUAGGAAUCAUGGACGAUAAUCUUAGUUUGCGGGCGUUACGACAAACUGGUGGCAAUGUCGAAGCAGCAGUUUCGCUAAUUUUCGAAGGCGAAAUCGAUUGAAAAUGUUAAUGCUGCAGGCAGGACGCGGCAUUUCUAUGCUUCAGACAAUCCUUCGCGUUGACAUUUCGUAGCAGGACCUGGUCCCCAAGUUGACUUGAAACCUCAUCUCCUUUAUUUAAUGUAUUAAAUAUUAACCUUUCUUGUGAAUAUAUGUGUUGGUUUAUAUUUAAAGAAUAAAAUGAUAUGUGAAAUAUGCUAAAUUCAAGAAAGAAA
Rhopilema esculentum is the source of this 1405-nucleotide messenger RNA. Its product is annotated as ubiquitin-like protein 7. NCBI's taxonomy places the organism in Eukaryota, Metazoa, Cnidaria, Scyphozoa, Rhizostomeae, Rhizostomatidae. The record is from RefSeq and is a predicted model, not a curated record. Gene Ontology annotation, cellular component: cytosol. Gene Ontology annotation, molecular function: polyubiquitin modification-dependent protein binding. Gene Ontology annotation, biological process: ubiquitin-dependent protein catabolic process.